AUGUGUGUCAGACACCGCCAGCUCAGUCUUUUGUGGCCACCAGCUUGCAGUACUGUACAGUUUUCAAGCCCAUUCCAACACCGCCUCCCUUCCACCCAACCCCCCCGCUCGUUCCCGCACCUCGCCUGCUCAUCCCCGCUCCCUCACCUCCUCGUUCCCGCACCUCGCCUGCUCAUCCCCGCUCACUCACCUCCUCGUCCCCGCACCUCGCCUGCUCAUCUCCGCUCUCACCUGCUCAUCUCCGCUCUCACCUGUUCAUCUCCGCUCUCACCUGCUCAUCUCCGCUCUCACCUGUUCAUCUCCGCUCUCACCUGCUCAUCCCUGAUCGCAUCCCCGCUCUCACACAUGGGGUGGGAGGUGAGGAAGGGGAAGAAGCAGCCUACCCAGGAGAACCGACCGGGGAAGGGAGAGGCUACGAGCAAGGGGCAGCAAGGGGAAGGAGGAGGAUACGCGCAAGGGGAAGGGGGAGGAUACGCGCAAGGGGAAGGGGGGGGAUACGCGCAAGGGGACGGGGGAGGAUACGCGCAAGGGGAAGGGGGAGGAUACGCGCAAGGGGAAGGGGGAGGAUACGCGCAAGGGGAAGGGGGAGGAUACGCGCAAGGGGAAGGGGGAGGAUACGCGACAGGGGAGGGGGGAGAAUACGAGACAAGGGAAGGGGGUGGGUACGAGGGCGAAGAAGGGGGAGAGGACGAGAGAGAGGAAGGGGGAGAAGACGAGGGAGAGGAAGGGGGAGAAGACGAGCGAGAGGAAGGGGGAGAAGACGAGGGAGAGGAAGGGGGAGAAGACGACGGAGAGGAAGGGGGAGAAGACGAGGGAGAGGAAGGGGGAGAAGACGGGACAGGGGAACAAGGUGCAUACGCCGCAGGGGAAGGGGGAGUUUACGCGACAUAUGAAGGCGGAGGAUACGAGACAGGGGAAGGGGGAGGAUACGCGACAGGGGAAGGGGGCGGAUACGCGACAGGGGAAGGGGGCGGAUACGCGACAGGGGAGGGGGGGGGAUACGCGACAGUGCAAGGGGGAGGAGACGAGGGAGAGGAAGGGGGAGAGAACGGGACAGGGGAAGGGGGAGGAUACGUCGCAAGGGGGGGGGAGGAUGGGGGGGAGUUUGCGGCGCAGGGGCAGGGAGGAUACGUGGCUGAAGGGGAGGGGAGAGCUAUGGCCGAAGGCGGGGAAGACGGUUACGCAGGUAAUCUAGCUGAAGGCGACGGCGCGCUGAACGCAGCGGUGCGACAGGGAGCACAUGAUGCCGGAGAGGACGACGAUGAGGAUGACAUCGAACGUAUUAUGUACCCUGGCACGCAGGCCGGGGUGGAGGGCGAGCAGGGCGGGGCGGAGGAAGAGGGGGGGGAGGCGGAGGACAUGAUGAGGCAGGGGGGGGAGAAGGCCGAGGAGGGCGAGGCGGUGCGCGGGGCCGAGGGAGAGGAGGGCGAGGCGGAGGACAUGAUGAAGCAGAGGGGGGAGAAGGGCGAGGAGGGCGAGGCGGAGCGCGGGGCCGAGGGCGGGGCGAGGGGCGUGGAGGGCGCGGCGGAAAUCGUGGAGCGGGUCAACUUGCCCGCGGGGCUGGCGGCAGAGGAAGGGGCGAAGGAAUGGGACGAGGAAGAGGAAGGGGUGCCACAGAACCGUCAGAACCCGGGUGCGGCCAGCGCAUCACGUCCUGCAAGCUCGAGCCCAGCCAAUAACAACGGUUCCCCGGCUGCUUCCCAGCGAGCACCUGUCCUGAAUGCCAGUGGUGCUAGGUCCGGCGCAGCAGCUUCACACAGAUCUGCAUCUGUGGGAAGGCAGCCUCACACUAGCGGGAUGGCUGGUGGAGGGGCCCACGUGCCUUUAGGUGUCUCCUCUGGUCGCAGCUAUGGCUCCCGUGGGGGCAUGCCUCUACCCCCCUCCGCCCCAGGUCAUGCGGCAGCUUAUUCAGGGCAUUCCAACCAUGGGUCAUGCGCCAUCCCCAAUGCAUUAGGGGGGCGUGUGAGCGGCGGCGCACGCGCAGCAGCAUCAGCACCAGCGUCUCCCGCGAGUGUGGGACGUGUUCCAGUGGCCAAUGGUCCGUCCGGCUCGCAUCCGCUGACUCAAUCGAACCCUGCCGGUAUUCAGAGGCCAAUGGCUGCACCAAGGCCAGGACUCGGACUCCCCCUUAACCCUCCCCCUCGUGCAGUCAAAUCGGUUGCAGAGCAGGCUGCGAUGAACAAGUAUGCAACGAAAGGGGAGUUGGAUGCACUGCGAACGGAGUUCCUACAGGCUUUACAAGCCCACACCUGCAGCCAGUGUGGAGCAUCUGGAAGCUUGGGUGCUGCAGCAGAUGGUGGCGAGAACAAUGGCGAUGCAGCUGGGGUUCAGUCUAUACCCAAGCCACGCACGAGAUCUGUGGCGGCCAUUGCGCUGGAUGCGGUGUUGGCAGAGCAGAAGGAUUGGCGAGGGGCGUGCAAUCAAGUGGUGACUUGCCUCUUCUGGACCGACGAUGCAGUGGAUAUUCAGUUUUACCCCAACACCGACGAGGCGCUUAGUGAAUUCGGGAAAUUACUGUCCCCGGAUGCUAUGACACAUCUGAAGCUUCUUUGGAACCUAACAGACGACUUCAUCGUGGGGACUUUUAACAAGAUGUGCAAUAACAACCGAAGCAACGUCGCAAAGAAGCUACCAGGUGUUGUUUGGACAGCCCUGGGGAGCAUAAAGAAGCAACACAAGGUGGCAGCACUUCCCAAGGGAGUAAAGGGCCCCGAGGCUUUUUAUGAACAUAAGGAACUCGUCAAACAUUACAUGGACGAAGAGAUGGGAGGUUUACGUUUCCAUGUGGAUGAGGAUACAAAUUUGCCAUUUUCCAGCGAAGCCUUUGCAGCGGGGAUAAGACAUGCAUUCACGCGGCUCAAUGUGACAUUGGGAACGUUCAAGACCCGUCAGCUUGCUUAUGCUGUUCUUGUGCUGGAAUGUCCUCUACUGGAGGAAGAGGGCAAGAUGACAAACAAUCCUGAGGUCAACCGGGAAAAGUACGAGAGUACUGUGGUGAAGUGCAGGAAAUGGGUGGAGCUCGCUGUCACCAACCAGGGCGUGCGCUUCGAUUCACGCAAGAACGCUUUCCUGUUUGGCCAUGGUGUUUGUAUUGACGCGAGCGACUACCCGGCAUCGCUGAAGAAAAACGUCGCUACCUAA
Molecule: messenger RNA, 3141 nt
Organism: Closterium sp. NIES-65
Lineage: Eukaryota; Viridiplantae; Streptophyta; Zygnematophyceae; Desmidiales; Closteriaceae
Source: the annotation of a GenBank genome assembly